This is a messenger RNA of Gigantopelta aegis, 5175 nucleotides long. Its product is annotated as sodium/potassium-transporting ATPase subunit beta-like. The record is from RefSeq and is a predicted model, not a curated record. Gene Ontology annotation, molecular function: ATPase activator activity. The transcript has 6 exons. Bases 80 to 958 code for a protein of 292 amino acids. Gene Ontology annotation, biological process: sodium ion export across plasma membrane; intracellular sodium ion homeostasis; intracellular potassium ion homeostasis. Gene Ontology annotation, cellular component: sodium:potassium-exchanging ATPase complex. NCBI's taxonomy places the organism in Eukaryota, Metazoa, Mollusca, Gastropoda, Neomphalida, Peltospiridae.
UCGACUGGCCGAAGCUCGCUCACAGCGCAUCUGCGAAACCUUGAAGGUUAGAUUCUACCAUUAUCGUCUUCUCGUCAAAAUGGACCAAAAAGUAACUGUAAAGCAAAGAGUCUCUGGUUUUUUAAACUUUGUUUGGAAUUCAGAUAACAAGACUCUUCUCGGAAGAGGUGGACGAAGCUGGGCUGAGAUUUGUUUUUUCUAUUUGAUCUACUAUAUAUGUCUGGCCAGUUUCUUCGCCGGUCUCUUGGCCGUCUUCUAUCAGACCAUGGACGGCCAGUAUCCGAAACUGAUGGGCACAGACAGUUUGCUGAAAGGAAAUCCAGGUGUUGGAUUUAAACCUAUGCCAGAUGUCGAUACUACUCUUAUUAGAUACGAACGAUCUGAUGCAAAACAGGUGAAGCCAUAUGUCGACCACAUCAACAAGUUCAUCAAAAAAUACGAGGAGCCAAAAGAUAGCGAUAACAUCGUGAACUGCAGCGGAAAUGCUAUGAGGAUGACGGAAACAACAGCGUGUAAAGUUGACCUUGCGGAGGUCAUCGAGAAAUGUGGGGAGGACUACGGCUAUGCCAAAGGCAAACCGUGCAUUCUUCUCAAACUGAAUAAGAUCUUUGACUGGAUACCACUCCCCUACGAAGGGGACGACCUUCCCGGAAAUAUGCCGGAAGAUCUGAAGCAGAUCUAUGACAAUUCGUCAGUCUGGAUAGCAUGUGAAGGCGAGAACCCAGGCGACCAAGAUAACCUGGGCAAGAUUGAGUACUACCCAUCGCAAGGUUUCUCGAUGCGCUACUAUCCAUACCGCAACCAGAAGGGUUACCUGCAGCCCCUGAUCAUGGCCCACCUGAAGAACAUGGUGCAUCACGUGGGAAUCAUGAUUGAGUGCAAGGCCUGGGCCCGCAACAUCGAGCACAGUCGCAUGCAUGUACAGGGCAGCAUCCACUUCGAAAUACUCGUCGAUUAAUACCCAUGUGGUCUUAGCCACAAUAUUUAAAUUCUUUGUCUGUCUCUCUCUCUCUCUCUCUCUCCAUUUUUCUUCCUGUUUUUUUUUAAAACAAAGAGAAAAAAAAGUGUUGAAAGUGAAAAUAUUUUUUCGAUUAUCUCUUGUGAAUGAAGAAAAAAGUAAAUCUUUAAAACUAUAUUGAUUCCUGAAAACUGAUGUAUUCAUACUUUGGGUUUUUUCCUUCUUUUUUUCAUAAAUGUCAUUAAAAAGAAAAAUGGUCAAAAAAAGACGAUUGUUUUGAUUAUUUCUGGUGAAUGAAGAAGAAAGUAAUUGCUGUUAAUUAUCAAAAAUAUAUAACCUGAUGGAUUCUUACUCCUUUUUUUCCUCUCUUUUUUUUUCUUUUUUUAAAUCGUGAACCAACCCACUUGCAAAAUGUUAAGUCGGUUUCGAGGCAAAAAGGCAUUUUUAAGGCAGAUACAGGAGAUGUUUUAAUUAAAGUAGGGAAAUUUAAAUUAAAUUUGAAACUUUUAAACAGAGUUGUUUGGACUUUAAGAUUUAGAAUUGGAGGAUGUAUAUCUUUGUGAAAUAGAGCCAAUUUUAUAACCUCAACAUUACAUAAUUAUGCAUUGUUAGACUUUUGUGGCAUACCUGUUUGAAAACACUAGUUAAAUAGGCCAGGAGUCGAGAGAAGCUGUAGUAAUAAGAAUACCAUAUAGAUAUAGAAUCGGGCAUUCAGUGUCAAUUUAUAGUUAUGUAGAGAUGAAUAUAUGUUUUCUUGACACUCCUAAAUGAUUUUAUUCUAUGUCUCUCUUUUUAAAAAUUAUUUAGACAUAGAACAAAAAUAACUCUUAGGUUGCAAAUGAUCUAUGUGUGUAUAUACAGAAAUGCACAAAACAAUUGAGGUUUGUGUCUGUGGUUUUCGCUUACGUUACAUCUUCAUUUGUAUUUUUACAUAUUAUUAAUGUAUAUGUACGUUUUAUUUCAUUAAGCAGAUUUUUAAAGUAUUUGGAUUAAAAUAUAUUGUGAUGAAAUUAUUGAGACUGUGUAUAGCAUGGAAGAAAUGAUUAAUUGUAUAUUAUGAGAACGGAAAGUAUAUAAGAAAUUGGUGGAAUUGUACAAGGUUUUGUUUUUGUGAAACAGAUCACCAGAGUUGUGAAAAUGUUUCUUUUAGUUGUACUUGUGUAUAAAUCUUUUAGACUAGAGUCAUAUUGUCAGUGUUACUAUGUUGUAGAUAACAUUAUUGCAAUAAAACAAAACAAAAAAGAAAACAAAUUAUCAUCUUUUAAAGAAAAACUGCACUUAAGAAUCUCGAGACUUGCUUGGUUUCUUAAAAACGUUUCUGUCUUUGGUAUAUCGCAAUAUUAGCCAUAUGUAAUAUAUAUUGCCACAACUAAAAUGAUAUAACCCAUGUUUGAUUGGUUUACAUUAUUAAGUCAUAAAACCAUAAUGGAUAGCCAGUUGGGUGACCAUCUAUAUCAGUACAUGUAAUUUGGUAAGAAAGUAUGUUGAGACAUAUAUUUAUAAUAUUGUGAUAUACCACUGUACUAUUAACAUCACAAACCAUGGACAAUUCUCAUAGAAGAAAGACUAUUCUUACAGACUAGCUGUGUUAUGAAGUGAUUUGUGUCAUUUGUAAACUUACGAUAACCUAAAAAUAUUUCUUGCUAAGGUCUGAAAAAAUUUCUUACCAACGUCUGAAAAAAAUUCUUACUAAGGUCUGAAAUAUUUUUUACUAAUGUAUGAAAAAAUUUCUAGUAAUGUCUGGAAAUAUUUCUUACUAAUGUCUGUAAUAUUUUUACUGAUGUCUGAAAAGAUUUCUUACUACGGUCUGAAAAUACAUUUCUCACUGCCUGAGUAUAUAUCUGUAUAUUCACAACUGCUAUUGUAGAUGGAAAAUGUUUAAAUAUUUAAAUGUUUGGUGUGCAUGUUUUGAGUGAGAGGUAAGUAUGGGAUGAUGGCAGUCAUAAAAGCUUGGUGUGUGUGAUAUUUUGUGAACUUGAGCCACCAACCACAAUGUAGUGUGUGUUUGUGGUUUUUCAUCUCAUUGUUGCAUAGACGGUUUGUACAGGAGAACGUUUAUUUACUACGGUAUUCAGUGAGAUCGACAAGUGUAGGGGUAUUACUUGUUUUUUUCCUUUUUGGUGUGUGAUAUUUAUCCCUUAAACUCCAUAACCAAGAUUUGUCCACAUUCCUAAAUAUAUUGGACGCAACGUUUAUCAUAAAUGUGGUUUGGAUAGUUGAUCCUGGGAUUCUAGAUGAAGUGGAGAUGAUCACCUGAAAUGGGCUAGAAAAUUGUACUUAAGUUUUAUUGAGUUAAAUGUGUCAUUCAUCAUCUUGCAUAAUAACCAUCUCAGAAAGUAUUUAGGCCAUUUUAAAACUAAAGUAAUGCUUAAGAAAAUUUGGUUAUCAUUGUUCUUUGGUGUUUUUCUGAUGCUUGAUGGUUCCUGGGUGCAAUUCUGAGAAAGGAAUAAUGGUAUUGGAACCAAAUUUAUAUGCAUGUAAAGCUGUGUGUGCUAAAAUAAUCGCUCACUUGAACUUUGUCCGUUCAAAAUUUACAGUUCAAUGUCGUUCAAAAUUUACAGUUCAAUGUCGUAUUACUAUGGAAACACUAUUGUUUUAUUUUUAACAUUAUUGUAUUUUGGUUUUGAUAUAAAACGUUUCAUACCUUUUGUCUGCACAUUGGUCUAGUUUCUAGGGGUUUUAAUUGUUUUGUUUACUGGGAUUUUAUUUAUUUAUUCUUCUUUGGCUGGGUUGGGGGGGCGUGUAAAUUGAACAGAAUUAAAUUUAUGAUUAAUUCAUGUAUUAAACCCACCUAAUUUCCAUGGAUGCAUAUAAAUAGAAUUUGUUUUUGUGUUGUCAUUUUGUAUGUAUUGAUGUGUAUAAAGACAUUGAUCCCAGAAUAGCAUUUAAGCUGAAAGAAAUAAAUUUAAAAAAAAAAUCAUAUUUCAGUUGAGGAAAAAAAAAGAAGCAAAGUAUAUGGAUUGUUUGCAAUACGAAUACUCGACAGUAUAACCGUUACAACUUUUUCACCUUUGUAUUAAUAACCCAUGUUCAUUCUUCAUAUGUACCUUUUGGUCCAGUACACCAUAUCGAACCAUUACCAUUUUUUCAUUCAUUAGUUACGGUAGGUUAGAGAGAAAUCAGAUUUUAAAAUGAUUAAAGAUGGUGUCCCAUACAGUCAUUUGAAAUAUCUUUGGGUGAAUGAAAAUAAGUUCAGGCUAGUCCUGCUUGAUUAAGUCAUUUUUAGAUCUGGCUGGGGUUUUUUUUUGGGGGGGGGGGGGGGGGGGGGGGGGGUUAUCUUGCCCAUGAAGUGAGCCUUUCUUUGACAGGUCAGGUCAGGGCAAGUGAAAGGGCUUAAUGUGCACAUUCAGAGCAAGCUGUUGUAGUGCACGCCUGUCAUGGGCACAGGUUUCGCCGUACGCUGGCUCCGUACAGGACAGGAAUUUAAUUGGCAAUUGGACAGAUAGAUUUAUAUACAUUUAUAAUAUUCAGUUAAUACAAAGAUAAGAAUUGCCAAAAAAGAUAACUAUAUGCAACGCAAAAUUCCACAGAAGAAUGUGCAAUUUUAACUAUUUAAGUUAAUACAUGUACCAAAAUUGUUGGCUAAAAAGAAAAAUUAUGUAGGCAGGUAAAUUUAUGUGCGCGAUUUGUGUCUUUAAAACCCCUUUGAGGUGUACUUUACAUACCACAGCCACCCACAUGUAGUGAUACAGAUGAGCGGUCAUGGAGUAACAAGUUUAUGUAGAAAGAUCUUUUCCACUAUUUUAUUUUUGUCUAAAUUCACAAUUUUUAAACACUAAUGUUUUGCUUAAAAACAAAAACAAAUGUAUGUUUGAUAUGUGGUAUAAUGAGAGUUUUUUGGGAUGGUUUGAAGAGGUGGGCUUUUUUCCCCCCCUCCAUUUAUUGGUUACGUUUCAAACUGCAAAUGAGGUGAUUUUAAAAAAAUAAAAACAAAUUUUUAAAAAUAGGUUAUGCAUUUGGAAGCAUAUAGUGUUGGUAAUUCAUGUAUAUUAUGUCAUUGUCGUAGGGCUAACAUCCAUAAAGGUGUCCUGUCGUUUUUCUUCUCCAGGUUGCACUGUUCAUUCUCAUUACAUGUUCGUGGUUAGUGGUUUAUUAAGUACAUUCUCUUUUAUGUCUCGCUUAGAAAAGUUUUCUUCACUCAACUGUAGUACAUGUAUUUGCACAAGUAGGUCUUUUAACCAGGUCUUUGUCGAAAAAUAAAGUUUUUGUUUUAAAAA